Molecule: messenger RNA, 1403 nt
Organism: Sarcophilus harrisii (Tasmanian devil)
Lineage: Eukaryota; Metazoa; Chordata; Mammalia; Dasyuromorphia; Dasyuridae
Gene: LIN37
Product: lin-37 DREAM MuvB core complex component
Exons: 9
Coding region: 461-1372 (303 amino acids)
Biological process (GO): negative regulation of transcription by RNA polymerase II
Cellular component (GO): transcription repressor complex; Myb complex
Source: RefSeq, a predicted model, not a curated record
CGAAGGAGGCUCAGAAGUGCACAGUGACCUGCAGGCGCGGGGGGAGGGCGCGUUCGGCUGCACGAUCCCUCUCGACUCUCGGCUGCUGGGAUCUUGAAGGGGUGACCCUUGGCAGCAGAAUGCCCCACCCCAUGAACCUCACUUGCCACAUCAGUAAUUGAACCUGCACUAGGAAUCGGCUCUGCGCCGCCGCUCCUUGGCUCAGAGGCGGCAUCCAUUGCCUAGCAACGCAGAACUGCCACGAGAUUGAGUUUUUCCUUCCCUUUUCUUCCAGGAGCCCCUUUAAGCCGUUGGCACUACAAGUCCCAGGAACCGUGGCGGCAGUCUCAGCCUGCGCCUCCCAUAGUGCCUCGCGCGGCCAGACUCAGGAGACACGUGAAGGGAAGAUCGGGGCACGAACUACACCUCCCAUGAGGCGCCGCGCGGCUGGGCCGGGGGACGUUAGUUAGUUUCCGGAAGAAUGGUUGGGGGUGGGGCUUCGAGCGGGAGGUGGCCGUUAAGGCUUCUGAUUGGUCUAUUCCGGAGACGAGCGGCCACGCUGCCCAAUGGAAGCAACGGGCGGGCGGGCAAGGGUGAGACCGUGGGACCUAAGCCGCUGCGGUGGCCUAAGACGGAGGUGAAGAGCUGUCUGUCCACGGCCCAUCCCCAGGUCCCGGGCCGGGAAGAGCUGGAGAUGUCCAAAGCCAGGAACCAUCUGGAUGCCGUCCUGCAGUGCUUGCUGGAGAAGAGCGACGUGGACCGGGACCAGCUGGAGGAGGAGGCCGGGAAAACACCCUCCGAUGCUCACAGCAAGGACUGCUCUCUCACCUCAGCUGGCAAACGGCCCUCAGCCCGGUUCCCCCAUCACAGGAGGAAGAAGAGGAAGGAGAUGGAGGAUGGGCUCGCUGAGGGGGGACAGCAGAGACCCAACACUUAUACCAUCAAGCUAUUUGACCGCAGCGUGGACCUGGCCCAGUUCAGUGAGAACACGCCGCUUUACCCCAUCUGCCGGGCUUGGAUGCGCAACUGCCCCUCGGUGCGGGAGCCAGAGCGCUCGCCCAGCCCCGCCCCAGCUCCCCGGCCGGAGGAUGAGGAGGGAACCGAGGUCACCAACGGUAAGAGCCGAGAUGUGUACAAGCUGCCGCCCCCCACUGCCCCCUGCCCUCCUGGGGAAGCCCCCAGUCCCAGGAUCCCCUCCCCACUUCGGCCAGAGGGCCAGGAGGCCUCUGAGGACCCGCCCCCCGAGACAGCCCCAACCAUGUCCUCCCUCAUCUACCGCAACAUGGAGCGCUGGAAACGCAUCAGGCAGAGGUGGAAGGAGGCUUCCCAUCGGAACCAGCUGCGGUACUCCGAGAGCAUGAAGAUCCUGCGCGAGAUGUAUGAGCGCCAGUGACCUUCCCCCAAUAAAAGCGUCCCCCAGCCCA